GUAAUAUUUUUUCAAUACUUUUCUUAGUCAGUCAUUCAUCAUUCAUGGAGCUAUGCUUCAUUUAUAGCGUCGAUUUUUCAUUCCAAUUUAUACAUAGUUUCUCAUGGGAAGAAAGUGGUGAAUUGAUGCCGACAUUUUGAAGGAACUGUGACAGAUACGGUAUGAUUUUGGGAGGGCAACCUUUGGCUUCGACUCCUUUCUUGCUGCUGCAGUAUAAUCGGAACCACUCUGUACCUCUUCCCGCCUCUUCGACUGUAAGUGAUUUGAUUCUCCUUCGAUUAGUCCCCUCCCUCCAUGAAUUGAUGACGACGCUAUUCUAGGGUUGCUUUUGCUCGACCCGAUUGGGAUCCGAUUAUACCCAACCUUUCAAAAUUGUAGUAAGUAGUGUUUGAGAACUUAGAUUUCAUUUGAAUUCUUGUGUUUUAAUUCUUGAUUUUGAAUUCUUGUGAAUUUGCAAUUGAGCUUUGUUGGGAAUGAGAAGAUUUUGGUCCAAACUCAAAUUUCUUUUUAGAUUUCCAAAAAUGUAAUUUGAGUUGAAUCUGAAUUUGAAAACAAAAUCCAAAUUUCCAAACAUGUCAUUGAGGAUUUGGUUGUUUGGAAGUCUCCAAAUAACCAAUGGGGGGCGGAAAGGAGAAUCCGUGCAACAUAGACUAACAUGCCCUACGGCGAACAUGAAACUUGGAAAUGAGACUAGGGUUGGGAGUGAUUUCAAUGGCCGCUUUAGUGCAUUUUGGUCAUUUCAUUGAAAACAAUCAAAAUCGAAAAAAUGAUGCUUCAAUUUCAUUGAAAACAAUCAAAAUCGAAAAAAUGAUGCUUCAGUAUCGUGGUUGACACCAAAGUUGACAAUGCCAGAGACAAUCACGUGCAUACUUUUUCUCGGAGAAAUUGGCAGUGUUUGCAGUAGUAUCUAGUAUACACCAUCCAAAUUACCAAAGGAGUUCUAUGGAAACAACUCGAAUGUCAUGUCUGAAAGAUUACACACAAAUGCGAAAGUUGAACAGAAUAGGAAGAGAAAAAAAAGAUCCCUCUCUUCAUAUGGAUGUCCUUUUUUGGAUGUGUUCAAGUGAAGUUUUGAGGUAGCAAUGUGCUUGCUUUUACUUUGUAUGUUUGUGCGUCUGUGUUUGAGCAGCGGGUCUCCUAAAAACAACCUCUCUAUAACCUAGUAGGGGAAAUGUAUGCAUAAUAAACCUACUUUUGUGGUAUUCUAUUGGGUUUAUUGUUGUUGUUAUUGUCUUGUUUAUCACGGUAACCAGGAAUCUUGGCAAUGCAAGUUAUCUUCAACAAGACUGGGAAUGCACGCAUUUGCUGCCCAAGCUUAUAACUUGAGCGCGCGCAAGAACGAAUCUUGGGAGGCAUGCCGAGAAGCUCUCAGUCCAUUCAGAUUCAGCGCCGAAGAGGAAGAUGAGAUCCUGGGGAAGGCAUUUGGCCUUGUCCACUCCCCUUAUUGGAGCGAAGAACGGGAAAGGGAAGUUCCAAAGGUGGAAAGCGUGACGAAAAUAUUAGAGUACUUGAGGAGCCUAACCCUCUCAGACGACGACGACGAUGAUGAUGAUGAUGACGUGCGCAAGUUACUGAAGAAGUUUCCGGAAGUCCUGGGAUGCAGCCUGGAACGGGAAGUGAAGAACAAUGUGCAGGCCCUGGAGAGGGAUUGGGGAAUCAAAGGGAAACCUCUGAGGAAGCUUCUUCGUCGGAAUCCAAAGGUGCUUGGGUUCAAUGUGGAUUGCAAGGGAGACUGUAUGGCCAAGUGCACCCGCUGCUGGGUACGAUUUUAGCUUUCCACAGUCUCACAAUGAAUUCUGCUCUUCACUACUCAAAAGAAUCACAUGAGUUUUUGUAUAUUUUCAUUAAUUAUUUGAUAAAAUAAAAUAUUCUUAUCACAUCUUCUUUUGUACUCCCCCCAUUCAAAAUUAAAUUGUUUGUUUACUA
Messenger RNA from Cuscuta campestris, 1926 nucleotides. Lineage: Eukaryota; Viridiplantae; Streptophyta; Magnoliopsida; Solanales; Convolvulaceae. The record is from the annotation of a GenBank genome assembly.